Messenger RNA from Prosopis cineraria, 663 nucleotides. RefSeq names its product ferredoxin-thioredoxin reductase catalytic chain, chloroplastic. The transcript has 6 exons. Gene Ontology annotation, molecular function: oxidoreductase activity, acting on iron-sulfur proteins as donors. Lineage: Eukaryota; Viridiplantae; Streptophyta; Magnoliopsida; Fabales; Fabaceae. The record is from RefSeq and is a predicted model, not a curated record. The coding region runs from base 113 to 547 and encodes 144 amino acids.
AGUCAGACCAUAAAAUAUAAAACCACAGCAUCGUUUGCUUUCUUCUUUCUGUCUCUCGUCGCCCACACUGAUCAGUCACAGAAAUUCUUCUCUGUUGCGGAAAUCUUUGGAAAUGACUUUACAAGCUUCCUCCUUCGCCGUUGGCAAUCCUUCCAUUUCGUCACCCUUUCGAGGCCACCGCAAUUUCCCUGUCUUUCGAGCCCAAGUGGAGCCAUCAGAGAAAUCUGUUGAAAUAAUGAGGAAGUUCUCAGAGCAAUACGCUCGUAAGUCAGGAACUUACUUUUGUGCUGACAAGGGGGUCACUUCUGUUGUCAUUAAGGGGUUGGCUGAUCAUAAAGAUGCAUUAGGUGCACCAUUGUGCCCUUGCCGACAUUAUGAUGAUAAAGCUGCUGAGGUUGGGCAGGGCUUUUGGAAUUGUCCUUGUGUUCCCAUGAGAGAGAGGAAGGAGUGCCACUGCAUGUUGUUUCUCACUUCUGACAACGAUUUUGCUGGCAAUGAACAGACGAUCACCAUGGAAGAGAUUAAAUCAGCAACGGCAAAUAUGUAACACACACAAGCUAUUGUGUACCGACAACUGAGUUGCUCGUUAAAAUCCUUAUUAUAUUCAUCCGAUGAUAUGUUUGUAUCUACAGGAAGUAAUAUGUAUUAUCUUCUAUUUGACUA